Limulus polyphemus (Atlantic horseshoe crab) is the source of this 3460-nucleotide messenger RNA. RefSeq lists its product as uncharacterized. The coding region runs from base 1297 to 2301 and encodes 334 amino acids. The record is from RefSeq and is a predicted model, not a curated record. Lineage: Eukaryota; Metazoa; Arthropoda; Merostomata; Xiphosura; Limulidae. The transcript has 6 exons.
GUAUGGUUAGUAUAUUAGCUUAUGAAGUAAAUGUAUUAAAUUUUGUGGCUGAUUGUUACAUUAGCUUAUCAACUAGUAGUCGUUUUGUGUCUGUUGUUACAAUAGCUUAUUAAUUAAUAUUCGUUUUGUGUUUGACUGUAAUAAUGACUAGUUUAAGUAAUGUGUGAUUAAAACAUAGAUUAAGUAAGGAUGUUUAUAUGUUACGUCUUGUAACAAAGUGUGGCAUUGGCUGCUAACUAGUAAUCUUUACGUUUUGAAUUAUGUGUUUAUUUAGUACAUGAUUGAUUUAGUAAUGAUGUUUACGUGUUAAGUCAUAUGGUGAUUAUCAUACUGGCUGGUUAUGUAGUAAUAUCUAUGUGCUUAAAACAUAUGUAAUUAUCACGUUGGCUAAUUCCAUAGUGAUCCUUCUAUUUUAAUAUUUUUUUGAGGUAUAAGGCUUAACAUGGUUGUAAAUUAGAUAGCAAGUAAAAAAAAAGUAACUAACACAAAUAAUAUAUUUCUAUGAUUUCAGAAAAGUCAAGUGGACAUUAAAAUAGUAACUUAGAGGCAAUAAUUUCUCAGUAUAUAUCUACUAAGUAGGAUAUGCUUUCAUCCACUCGUGGUAUAGUCUAGAGACGAUGUUUCGAACUGCUUGUACAUAUCUUCAUCAGUUCAGAGUAGAAAGGUCAUAGAAGGGUAAACAAUGGAAGACGGAAAUAACUGAGCUGAAGAAUGUGGAGUGCGUAGAAUUGCAAAACCAAUCAAAGAUUACAUGAAUUAUUGUUGAACCAGGCUGGAGAAAAAAAGCAGAUCUGCGUUGUUGAAAGUAUUGUUUGUUGAUAAUGUUGGCGGAAGAUGGGGUUAUUCAGAACAUACUGAUUUAAAUCCCUUUAUUUAUUUAUUCUUCUAAUCUGAAAUUUCGUAAAGAGAGGCAAAAAUAAAAGUUUCAAUAGUAUCUGAUAGUACGUUUGGUUCGGUUUCUAUUUUAGUUGACUCUAGUCUGUAAUUGUUUACCUGUUUCAUCAAUGUAAGAUUUACAAGUGCAGUUGAUUUUGUACGCACAUUUUUUUAUUUGUGCUAUUUUUGGAUGGCCUCGUAUUAACGAACCUUUUUUCUAAGGGUGGAAAUGGAUUUGAAGACUUGAAAAAGCGCAGAAGAUAAAUUUGGAAAAAAAUGCCUCUGAGAUUUAGUCGAUAUUGGAAAUAUUUGGAAGAGUAAUAAACUGUUGCAUUCUUCGUGGAAUAAGUUUGAUUUUUUAACGUAGAAGAGAAGUGGACCAGUUCGUCUUGGAAACAUUUAGAAUCGAACUCGUAUACUAUGGUUUGGAGAUGUGUUACUUCCCUGACUGUGUGCCUGUUGAUGAUAACCAACGUUGACCACUCAGCUGGACAUGGAAGGUUGAUUGACCCACCGUCCAGGUCGUCCAUGUGGAGAUAUGGCUUUCCUACUACACCUAAUUAUAACGAUCACGAACUUUUCUGUGGAGGCUACCAAAGGUUUCCAGUAAGAAGGGUGGACAAUAGCAUUGAAACUAUACUCCGUCUAAUGCCUACCGCGCUCAGUGGGUUGAUUGGAUUAAUAAAAAAAAAGGUUCAUUGGAAACGAAAUGGCGGAAAAUGUGGAAUAUGUGGAGACGCAUGGAACGAUCCACAACCUCGAAAAAAUGAGGCAGGAGGUAUUUACGGGAAAGGAAUUAUCGUGAAAAAAUAUCAAAAUGGACAGGAAAUCACAGCCAAGGUGCAGUUAACAGCGAAUCAUAAAGGUUUCUUCGAAUUUAAACUAUGCCCCAAUAAUAAUCCCAAAAAGGUGGCUACUCAGGAAUGUUUAGAUCGUUAUCCUCUUGCCCUAGCGGACGGAUCUGGCUACAAGUACAUCGUGCCUAACAAUCGACCAGAUACUUACAAAAUCCAGCUACGACUCCCUUCUGGACUUACUUGCACCCAGUGUGUGUUCCAAUGGACUUAUACUGCCGGAAAUAACUGGGGCACUUGUGAAGAUGGCUCGCAGAGUGUAGGAUGUGGUCCACAAGAAACUUUCCGAGGUUGUGCUGAUGUCUCUAUUCAGGGGGAUAACUUUGAGCCAGUGAGACCUCAACAACCACAACCUUCACCUCCCCCCACAAAACGAAUCUGGAGGCCUACUCACAGACCUCAUAUAAGGCACACCAAUAAACCAAAAGCUCCGCUAGUAAAGCACCCUAAUGGGAGGAGGAAAGUAUGCUAUCCUGUGAGUGUUUGGAAGACAGUACCAGGAAUGGACGUUUGGUGUAUAAACAACUGCAGCGGAGGCUUCUGUCCACCUUCUCAUUGCGCAUGCGAAUAAUCUGUAUCCUAGUUUAUUUUUGUGAUAUUUAGUCAGUUCACUAAAAAUGCCAGUGCUUAUGUAGCAUAGAGGCGCUAUUGCCUCUAAAUCUACACUCUUAAGCUUAGUCUAUAAAUAUAAUAUAAAGAAUGGUUAUUAUGAUAUAAAAAUAUGCUGUUUCAUUACAUACUACACAGCGAUAAACUGGCGAAAUAACUACAAAGCUACUAUUAAUAAACCAAUGUUACGAUAAAGUAGGCACAAAAUAUUUCAUUUAACACUGUCUUUAAGUCCUUCGUUCCACAUGAUCGCAGUAUGAUGUAAUGCGGGUAGUAUUCCCCAAACAAACGACAGAGAUGAUUAGAAAAUGGGAUUUAUUCAAUUAAUUUACAUUUCCUGUUUAAUUAUGUUGGGAAGUUUUUAAUAUGGAAAGUUUGUCUUAUGUUUACGUACACCAGUCAUUACGUAGACAUAGAAGUUCUGUCCCACGAGGGACACCUGGAAUUAAAUCAUUAUAAAAAAUUAAAAAAAAGUGUUACAUAGUAGCAAGCUGCGAAAGCGUUGCUGCAAAUCCCCAAUAAGUGGGGUUGUAGACGGGCUUAAAUCAAGUAUAGUAUUUUUAAUGUAACUUGCUGUGUAAAAUUUGACAAAAUAUUUAGUUUAGACCGUUUUAAAAAGAAAGACUGGCCAGUUCCUCUUCCCACCGUAGGACCAUGACCUUUGUUUGUAUUACUAUUGUUACUAUUGAAUUUACAUUGAUCUGAUGGCAAUAUUUUUAGUGCGCGCCACGCCCUGUAUCUUGUUAUAUAACGUUCAUUUUUGUUUUUUAUUCAUUACCAUUUAAAGGUUAAAUAAUUACUGUAAUAAAUUACGUGGAUUAGCUACUUAUUAGAAAAUGUACGACUUAAACAUCUAGAAAACAUAAAAAAUAAUAAGUUAAAAAUGUAUUCAGCUUAUAACAAAAAGACUAUUUCUUUCCCAUUUUUACACUAGUUAAGUAAAUACAGAUAAAAAUGGAACUGUGCUAAACAUUUCAAGAAACAUCGGUUCUCUCCUUAAGGGGAGUGUACAAGAACACGAACAUUAGUGACGUUUGGAAUCAACUACUUAUCAUGCACCGUGAUUCCACACUUCACUAACGUCCGUGUUCCUGUACAACUUAUUAUUGUCCUGAAGAAGA